AUGAUGAUGGGGAGGCGCGCCGGCAUGGCGGUGGCGGUGGCGCUCCUGCUGGCGCUGUCGUCCUGCGGCGUGGCGUCGGCGAGGGGACCGAUCAGGAGACCCCGCAAGAAGACGCUGCCGCCAGGGCAGAAGCCUCCGCCAAACUCCAAGUUCUUCCCCAUCACCCCCGGCAGAUUUGGGCACAAGCGCAACUACGAGGCCUCCUGCGCCGACGAGAACGGUCCGUCCUGCUACGUCGGCUGCCCUUCCGAUUGCCCAAACUCCUGCCUCGUCUUCUGCGACUACUGCCUCGCCUUCUGCCCUUGUGACAUCUUCCCGGGCACCUCCUGCGGCGAUCCGCGCUUCACCGGCGGCGACGGAAACACCUUCUACUUCCACGGCAAGAAGGACCAGGACUUCUGCAUCGUCUCCGACGCCGACCUCCACAUCAACGCCCACUUCAUCGGCAACCACAACCCGGCCCUCAACCGCGACUUCACCUGGGUGCAGGCGCUGGGCGUCACCUUCGGCGACAACCACCGCCUCUACGUCGGCGCCCGCAGGGGCCCUCCCGGGCUCUCCGUCAGGCGCACCAAGGACGUGAACGCCGUCGCCGUGGAGCUGGACGGCGUCUUCUCCAUCUCGGCCGGCGCCGUGCCCAUCAUCACCGAAAAGGACGACCGGAUCCACAAGUACGGCAAGACGGACCGCGACAGCCUCGUGCACCUCGAUCUCGGAUUCCAGUUCCAUAACCUCACCGACCACAUCGACGGCGUGCUGGGGCAGACCUACCGCCCUGGCUACGUCACCAAGGUGAACAUCAGCGCCAAGAUGCCCAUCAUGGGCGGCGCACCCAAGUACCUGUCCGAGGGCCUCUUCUCCACUGAUUGCGCCGUCUCCAGGUUCCACCGCAGCGACUCCAUUGCCGCUGCCGGCGCCGUCACCACAUAUGCCUCUUAA
Molecule: messenger RNA, 939 nt
Organism: Miscanthus lutarioriparius
Lineage: Eukaryota; Viridiplantae; Streptophyta; Magnoliopsida; Poales; Poaceae
Source: the annotation of a GenBank genome assembly